Molecule: messenger RNA, 1439 nt
Organism: Acaulospora colombiana
Lineage: Eukaryota; Fungi; Glomeromycota; Glomeromycetes; Diversisporales; Acaulosporaceae
Source: the annotation of a GenBank genome assembly
UUCCGACCGCCGAUGCCUUCACCGAUGACCAAAAGGCUUGGUACACCCACAAGCCUUCUGGCGUUGCUCAAAUAUUAUGGAGAGGAUAUUCCUUUGAGAAUCCGAUUGCUGGUGAAAGGUGGCAAUCGUCGGCGGUCGGUGUGGCACCCUAUAUAAGUGGCCUCGUUUCAGCUGAUUGUAAACAUCACUCUCUUGCCUCUCGACCAUCCGUAUCCUCACUUGCCCCAACUUACAGCUCAAGCACACAUCCUAUAAGGAUCCAAAAGAGCACCGAAAUCACUAGCAUCGCUGCUACUAAAGCAGAACCCUCAUAUCCCAUCCUCUUCUCGCGCGAGAUUGACUUUACAGGACCUGAGGCCGAUAGCACCCCUGGCGUCAUAGAUAAUACCUCGAAUGCCGAUCAUUUGACUUCAAUUAUCUUUGACGCAGAGGUUGAUACUGAGGCCACAGCCUCUCCUCGUAGUACCAAACGAACAAGCACCUCAGCGUCGACCAUCCCUAUCGUCGUCCCUCUUUCAGAAACCUACGAGCCACAAUUACCUUCCUCGACCAUUACGUCGACAUCUAACGAGCCCACAUCCACUCCGACUCCGAAUUCGUCGUCGAACGUUGUCGAGAUGCCUGUCUACGUCGUCCCAGUUGAAGCCGCUCCUCAGAUGCUCGAGCAAAUGGCGUCCAUCUCCAUUAGCAGUGAUAUCAGCACCUCUUCGAAUAUCCCUGAUGCCACAAGCCUCCCUAACCUCAAAGCGACAACCCACACGCUUGCCGCACCUUGGAACACGUCGAGUAGCUCCCCGGACAACAUUCUGUUCAAUACAAAUAUCCAAAUUUUGAUCAUCGCACUCUCACUCAUUGCCCUCACCAUCGUCGCCGGCCUCUUUUACACUAUCCGCUUCUACUGGAGGAGGUAUCGCCGAACCCGUACCGAUGUAGCCACUACAGCCACGAUCACAGAUGACCAAAUUAUCGACCAAGAAGCUGGUCUCGACAUCAAAGAGUCUCCCGAAGUGUUUACGGACUAUAAGCGAGGAACAGCUCCAGUUGGAUUAGAGUGGCAAAUCCGAGAGAUGAGAGAAAAAGUAAAAGCUUCCAAGUCUCCCAAGGCCAGACCGACGUCGUUUAAACCAAGGGACCGUGUCGUCUCGGCUCCUGAAUACUAUACUCCACGAAAAUCUCAACGAGCUCAGUUCGCAGCGUUCGUAAAGAGUCAAGAGGAUGACGAUUCAUCUUCGAUAUUCGACUACUACUUCAAUAUUUCUCCUACCGGAGAUGAUGCUGAAGUCGAAAAUACCUCUCGCAAGUCACUAGAUAGCUCGAUGGAGAAGGAGAAGCAGGCGAGCACUCCAUUGUUUGAACGCGGUGAUUUGGCUGGGCAAGCCAUCAAUGGUGAGACACAUCAGCAUUCUCUCCUCCUUGUCAUACUUAUCGUUAUUCUAUAG